Messenger RNA from Colletotrichum acutatum, 927 nucleotides. RefSeq lists its product as uncharacterized. The coding region runs from base 118 to 717 and encodes 199 amino acids. Lineage: Eukaryota; Fungi; Ascomycota; Sordariomycetes; Glomerellales; Glomerellaceae. The record is from RefSeq and is a predicted model, not a curated record. The transcript has a single exon.
ACCUCAACCACCAGUCAUAAACAUCAUUGUCCUCUUUGAAUCCCGUCCAGAAAAACGCAGGCCGCGUUCAGAGCUCCUACUUGCUUACGCCGGCUGCAUUUCCCAGCAUUGUGGUUCAUGCUUCUUAGCCUCAGCCGCCGCCGUCGCCGCCCACAUCGCCAGGAACUCGGGUACCGCACGCAUUCGACAAGUUUUCAGUGCACAACCUACAGGUACCUUUCAGUAAGGAAAGGAAGGCAAUUCUUCUUUCCAAACAACAAAGUCACCACAGAGACCAGAGACCCGACUCCAGUUUGUCUCCAUCCACAACGCACGCCUGCCCAUCCGUACCUAACCGUGGGCUACGCUACCUUGCCUUACGUCUGUGAGGCUGCUCCGCUCUCGCCUUGGCCCAAGUACCUUGCUUUGGCGCCAUUUCCCUUAGCGGCACCCAUCCAAAAGGUGACGAACCAGAGGUACCCUGCACUGCGUAUCCGUACUACCUACGUGCUGCGCACACCUACCUUACCUUAUCCCAUCCUAUCCCGCCACGGACGGACCAGACACCAAAGACGAGACCGACUGAGGGAGGGAAAAAAUAGACAACAUAUCCUUCUCCAACAAAGACCUCACUACCUUACCUGUUCGCCUUGCCACGACAUACGUCCUAACCGGGGGAUUCCUGCGCAUACAGAACCACCUGUUUCCAUUCCUCCCCCACCCGCAACCGUGUCAUGACUCUGUCCUCCGCCUCAACAUGUCGGAACAAACAAUGGACGACGUCUCCAAGUUUUUGCAAGAUGUCAAGGAGAUGAAUGCUCGCCGAACCGAAGAAGACGACGCUCGUCAACGCGAACUCGACGAGAAGAUACAGCAGGAGAAGAGAGAACGACAAGCUCGUCGCGCCGGUACGUCUACCUACAUCUUGUCAUCUUUCUCCUUGCUUCC